Camarhynchus parvulus is the source of this 991-nucleotide messenger RNA. It is a transcript of the gene QPRT, whose product is annotated as quinolinate phosphoribosyltransferase. The transcript has 4 exons. The record is from RefSeq and is a predicted model, not a curated record. Bases 1 to 957 code for a protein of 318 amino acids. Gene Ontology annotation, molecular function: nicotinate-nucleotide diphosphorylase (carboxylating) activity. Gene Ontology annotation, cellular component: cytoplasm. Gene Ontology annotation, biological process: NAD+ biosynthetic process; quinolinate catabolic process. NCBI's taxonomy places the organism in Eukaryota, Metazoa, Chordata, Aves, Passeriformes, Thraupidae.
AUGGGCACAAAAUGGACCGAAAUCGACAGAAAUGAAACCCGAAAUCCCUCAAGAGCUGAAAAAGGGGAAAAAAUCGGCACAGGAUUGCACCGCCUGCUCUCCCUGGCUCGCUCCUGGCUGGACGAGGACGCCCCCUGGCCCGACCCCAUCUCGGCCGUGGUGGGCUCGGUCCGAAUCCGAGCGGAGCUGCUCAGCAAAAACCCCGAACGCGGCUCCCCCGAGUCCCUGGCGGUGCUGGCGGGGUCCCCCUUCGCCGAGGCCGUUUUUGGGGUGUCGGGCUGCUCCGUGAGCUGGAGGAUCCCCGAAGGAGCCGCGCUGCCGGCGGGCAGAGCGCUGGUGGCCGUGGUGGAGGGUCCGGCCUCGGGGCUGCUUUUGGGCGAGCGGGCGGCGCUGAACGUUCUGGGGCGCUGCAGCGGCGUGGCCUCGAUGGCAGCGAGGGCCGUGCGGGUGGCCAGGGCCCGGGGCUGGGCGGGGGUCGUGGCCGGGACCCGCAAAACCACGCCGGGGUUUCGGCUGGCCGAGAAAUACGCGCUGGGAGUCGGCGGCGCGGAGCCGCACCGAGAGGGGCUGGGCGCCUUCAGCCUCGUCAAGGACAACCACAGAGCGCUGGCCAGGGACAUGGAGGGGGGCGUCAGGCAGCUGAUUUUGGGGUUGCGCCGGGCCGGGGGCUUCACCCGGAAAUUGGGGGUGGAGUGCUCGAGCGCGGAGGAGGCGCUGGAGGCGGCCGGGGCCGGCGCGGACGUGGUGCUGCUGGACAACCUGAGCGCACAGGACGUGCAGGCGGCGGCGGCGCGGGUGAAGGCGGCGCACCCCGGCGUGACCGUGGAGGCGAGCGGCGGCAUCGGCCUGGAGAGCCUGGCCGGGUUCCUGGGGCCCCACGUGGACGUCGUGUCCAUGGGGUGCCUGACCCACAGCGCCCCCGCGCUCGACUUCUCGCUCAAGGUGCUGGGGCCCUGACACCCGGCCGGGGAACCCCCAAAAUCCAGCUUGG